AUGUCAGAAAAGGAAGUGAGGGCGACAGAGGGAGAAGAGGAGGAGCAGGUGAAGCCAGACAGUAGGCUGAGAGCGGAGGAGGCGCAGGAGGUGCAGAUGGAAGACAACGAGACUGAGAACAUUAAGGAAACAAUGCCUGAUAAGCCAGAGGAAAAAGAAAAAACAAGUCUAGAGGACAGAGACGAGAAGAAAAAGAGUAGGAAGAGGCGAGCUGUGACCUGUCUGAUCCCGUCUACCUGGGUUGUGGGGGCGGGGCUGUAUUGCCCUCCGGUCCCUCUCCCCCUGCUUUACUCCUCACAACCUCCUGUCCCGAUCCAACCUGCACCUCCUCAGCGUCACGGGACAAAAAGGCCACACAGCCCUCUUCUCCCUCACAGUCUCCACCAGCAGGGCCCUCAGCCGCUCGAGAUGGAGAUAACCCAGGUCUACUCCACCCGACGCUCCAUCCGCUACAGCAGCAGGGGUCGAGGCCGCGCUCUGAGCUUCCCUCUGCCGCCGGGAUUAGAAACUGUGGACAACUGCCUGCUUCCCCCUGCACCGAAGAAGAAAACUCGAACGCUCUACAGUACUGAUCAGUUAGAGCAUUUAGAGGCCCUGUUCCAGGAGGACCACUAUCCGGACGCAGAGAAGAGGAAAGUCAUCGCUGCUUCAGUUGGUGUCACACCUCAAAGGAUUAUGGUCUGGUUUCAGAACCGCCGGGCUAAGUGGAGGAAGGUGGAGCGCUCGAUCACAGCAAGGGUUGAACACAGACAGAGCAGAGCUGGAUGCAGCAGCAGCAGCCCCCUACAUCACCAGAUCAAUCCCACCCUGCCCACACUGGCACCCAACAGUAAGGGCGUUCCUUGUUUUUCCAGUCACUUUGCCAAUAAGCUGCCCCAGGUCGCCCCUGCAGCACCUUCUUUCUCUAACCUGUCCCACCAGACUCCGCCCUCCUACAGCAACCUUCUGGCCAGCCUCAACAGCCCAGGUCAAUCCAGAGUGAGAGAUGUGGGCCAGCACCAGCUUUCAUCUCAGGGGGGGUUGGCAGAGUACCACCCCCGUCCCAUGCACAGCCCUCCCCCCUUGCGUCGAGCCAGUCUCCCACUUUUCACAACGACUUACAACCAGGCCAACCCAACUCCACCUCCGCCUCUCCUUAACACCCUGGCUCACACCCCACCUCUGUUCCUGGAUGCCCUGGAGGGAGGCUCCGCCUUGGCACACCGAGACAGCCAGUCUCUGCAGACUGACACCAGUUCUCUCUUUGACUUUGGGGAGAAGCUGGACUACCUGACCUCAGGCCAGCAGAACAACCCUCUCUCCUACCAGCUGCAGACCUCCUACUCUUCCGGCCAGCCCCAACAUCAACCUCAAGCAUCUCUGCCCCGCAUGGCCUACCUCACCCCCUCCCCCUACCUCACCCCUAACCCUCCAGAUUCCAAUUCUACCUCGUACCUGACCUUUGGCCCUGGAGGAAACUCCACUGGGAUGGUGACCUAUUCCACCGGAGGCCACACUUACUUCCAAUCCCAGAGCACUGGACAAAUCCUGCUGCAGUCGGCUGGUCAUCACGGAGGGAUCACAGCGUACCAGUCGUACCCGUGGGGUAACAUGUACAGUCAACCGGCCAUCCACCAGCGUACCCAGUGCCCUCCAACUUACCCCGGCUUGGAAGGUACCAGAGAUCACCAUCCGACCUCCUCCACCACCCUGCCUCCACCUUCAUUCUUCACCCGGGGGGACCACGGCUCCUCACACGUAAACUCCCAGUGCUCGUCACACACCCAUACACACACCUCCACCAGCAGCAACAGCGCCGUCCUCCCUCCUGUCUCCACCCUGCGGCCCUCGAGGCUCAGAGCGGAGAUUACUCCGACCAAGGCUGCAUCCCUGCUGUCCUCUCAGGUCAGCCCUGCCUCUCCAGACAGCUCUCCGCUACCCCCUUGUGUCAAAAUUGAGUAUGACAGCCCUCGAGAGAUUCACAGCCACUUCCACUGCGAAUUCUCCCCCAUACAUUUUUGACUCCAUGUUUUUCUGUGUGAGAGAGUGUGAUUGAAGUAUCGUUGUUAAUAUAUCUGUGUAAAUGUAGGUAUUUCUGUAUUUGUAUAACUAUUAGGAUGUUCUCAGUAGAAAUAUUAAUGUAAGCUGCUUGGCUGCAAUAAAUGCUCAUUGUUCUGUUAAUCCUUUA
Molecule: messenger RNA, 2167 nt
Organism: Anoplopoma fimbria (sablefish)
Lineage: Eukaryota; Metazoa; Chordata; Actinopteri; Perciformes; Anoplopomatidae
Product: homeobox protein NOBOX-like
Exons: 9
Coding region: 1-2001 (666 amino acids)
Biological process (GO): regulation of transcription by RNA polymerase II
Molecular function (GO): DNA-binding transcription factor activity, RNA polymerase II-specific; RNA polymerase II cis-regulatory region sequence-specific DNA binding
Source: RefSeq, a predicted model, not a curated record